AUGGGUGAUACUGUUGUGGGUGUCUGUUACAGGCCACCAGAUCAGGAUGAGGAAGUUGACAAGGCCUUGUAUGGGCAGCUGAUAGCAGCCUCACAAUCACAGGUCCUGGUUAUUGUGGGGGGUUUCAACUACCCUGACAUUUUCUGGAAGGCCUACUCAGCCAGCCGUCCGCAGUCCAGGAGGUUCCUUCACUGUAUUGAUAACUUCCUGAAGCAAAUGGGGGAUAUGCCAAUUAGAAGAGGAGUGCUGCUGGAUCUUGUCCUCACUAACAAGAAGGGACUGGUGGAAGCGGUGAAGGUUGAGGGCAGCCUUGGUUGCAGCGACCAUGAGAUGGUGGAGUUUAGUAUCUCAUGUGGCAGGAACAGAGUACCAAGCAGAAUUGCAACCCUGGACUUCAGUAGGUCUGACUUUGGCCUUUUCAAGCAUUUGCUAGGGGAAAUCCCAUGGGACAAGUGGAAGAGGAGAGUCUACAGAUCAUGGAAGGAGGGGCUGGCCACUUGGGAGGAAUAUAAGGCUGUUGUCAGAGAACGUGAGGAGGCAACUAGGAAAGCUAAGGCCUCCUUAGAAUUAAACCGUGCAAGAGGGGUCAGGGACAACAGAAAGGGCUUCUUCAAAUACAUUGCGGAUAAAACUAAUACUAGAGGCAAUUUAGGCCCACUAAUGAAUAAGGUGGGUACCCUGGUGACAGCAGAUAAAGAGAAGGUGGAGCUACUGAAUGCCUUCUUUGUCUAUAAUGCCAGAGGCUCUCCUGAGGAGCCCCAUACCCCUGAGGCCCCAGAUGCCGGAAUAAAGGAGGAGUUUGCCUUGGUUGAUGAGGGCUGGGUUAAGGACCAAUUAAGCAAGCUCGACAUCCAUAAGUCCAUGGAUCCUGAUGGGAUGCAUCUGCAGGUGCUGAGGGACCUAGUGGAAGUCUUUGCUAGACCACUCUCCAUCAUCUUUGCUAAAUCAUUGGAGGAGGUCCAUGAAAAAGUAAAACAAAUAGAACAUGAUCAGAAGCUGCAAAAUAUCUCCAGGACUAAAGUACGCCAAGCUGAUAAUAUGAAAGAGGAAAAGAAGAUAGUACAUCAUUUGCUGUACCCAGACUCAGCUCUGUUCAAACGCUGGGGUGCAGAUUUAAGUGAAGAGGAGCAAACUGUUGCACAGGAGCUGUUCUUAAAAUAUGGGUAUAAUGUAUAUAUCAGUGAUCAUCUGCCUCUGGACCGACCUAUCACAGACACCAGAUCUCCCAGCUGUAAAAAGAAGAUAUAUCCCAAAGAUCUUCCAACAAUUAGUGUUGUACUUAUAUUUAUGAAUGAAGCACUGUCAAUCAUCUUACGUGCAAUUACCAGUAUAAUUAAUCGAACACCUGCUCAUUUAUUGAAAGAAAUCAUCCUGGUGGAUGAUUACAGUUCAAAUGAUGAUCUGAAAGGACCUUUGGAAACACAGAUUAAAAAUUACAAUGCAAAACAUCCUGGACUGCUGAAAAUUGUCAGACAUGAGAAAAGACAAGGACUAACACAAGCCCGGAUUUCUGGCUGGGAGGCAUCAACGGCAGAUGUUGUUGCAAUUUUGGAUGCCCAUAUUGAAGUGAACAUGGCUUGGGCUGAACCUAUUUUGUCUCGAAUAAAAGAAGAUCGCACUGUUAUAAUAUCACCGGUAUUUGACAAUAUUCGUUUUGAUGACUUUGAGCUUCUUCAGUAUUCAGUGGCUGCAGAUGGAUUUGACUGGGCACUCUGGUGCCUUUAUGAACCUUUACCGGAUGAAUGGUAUGCUCUUAAAGAUGAAACAGCUCCAGUCCGGAGCCCAUCUAUAAUGGGGAUUCUUGCUGCAGAUAGAAAAUUUCUGGGUGAGAUUGGUGUACUGGAUGGUGGAAUGCAUAUAUAUGGAGGAGAAAAUGUUGAACUUGGCCUGAGGGCCUGGCAGUGUGGAGGUAAAGUAGAAGUACUGCCCUGUUCGAGAAUUGCUCAUUUGGAAAGAGCCCACAAGCCUUACUUGCAGGACUUGAGUAUUGCAGUGAAACGCAAUGCCUUGCGAGUAGCGGAAGUAUGGAUGGAUGACUACAAGUACAUGGUCUACUUUGCAUGGAAUCUUCCAAUUGAGAAUUCUGGAAUAGACUAUGGAGAUGUUUCUUCCAGAAAAGAGCUAAGGAAAAAACUGAACUGUAAAGGCUUUGACUGGUACAUAAAAAACGUUUACCCUAAUUUAAGAUUUCUUCCCAACAUUGUUGGCUAUGGAACAAUGAAAAACACAUUGAAAGAAGACAUCUGUAUUGAUCAAGGUCCGGUCCCUGGAAACACACCAAUUAUAUAUCCCUGUCAUGCAUACUCACCACAGCACGUGUUUUAUCACAGCACAGGAGAAAUGUACAUAGGAGGUUUACGUGCCCGACUAAAUGCAGUUGAUCGAUGUGUAACAGACCCUGGGAGAGGGGACCUGCCAAUUUUAGAGCAAUGUGACAUAGCUGUGAGUAAAGGCCUGAACUUGCACUGGGAUUUUAAGCAGGGAUCAGCUGUAAUCAACAGAAACACUAAAAGAUGCCUUGAAAUCACAGCAGACAGUACAGGUACAUACAGACUUGUAAUGCAGACCUGCACGGGACAAAGGUGGAAUAUUCAACACACAGUAAAGGACUGGGGAAAGACCAAAGAUCUGGAACACAAGAUACAGCAGUGA
Molecule: messenger RNA, 2652 nt
Organism: Cygnus atratus (black swan)
Lineage: Eukaryota; Metazoa; Chordata; Aves; Anseriformes; Anatidae
Gene: GALNT8
Product: polypeptide N-acetylgalactosaminyltransferase 8
Exons: 12
Coding region: 1-2652 (883 amino acids)
Cellular component (GO): Golgi apparatus
Source: RefSeq, a predicted model, not a curated record